Molecule: messenger RNA, 5001 nt
Organism: Anopheles merus
Lineage: Eukaryota; Metazoa; Arthropoda; Insecta; Diptera; Culicidae
Exons: 8
Coding region: 319-4956 (1545 amino acids)
Cellular component (GO): chitin-based extracellular matrix
Molecular function (GO): structural constituent of chitin-based larval cuticle
Source: RefSeq, a predicted model, not a curated record
AGUCCGGAUCCGGCAGUAGUGGUGCAUCAGAACCAGCUCCGGGAAGGAAACAACUGAUGCAAUAAGAAAAUAAGUGGAAUAAAACGACUAUUAAGUUAAUGUUUUAAGUGUUACAAUGUGUGUUGUAAAGUGUGGAAUAAACCUAGUAUCGUGAAAUAUGUCAACGGUACACUCGUACAGUUUUGGUGCAAUAUAAGACAAAAGUGCAUAUAAAAAUAAGAUUAAAAAAUUACAUUAAACAACAAAAUAUCUAAAGUGCUUUCGACAUACCAAAGUGUUCUAAUAAGACCAAAAUACCCAAAAAAAAAAAAAUAGAAAAUGAAAGUGUUUGUAUUAGUCAGCGUGGUGCUGAUCAACCUGCUGCCAGUGUAUGCCGAUCAGACGGAUUUCAAUCACAUCAAUUCGGAUGGAUCCUUUGCGUUUGGGCUGAAAAACUCCGACACACCCGGGGGACACUACCAUACGGCCAGCGGUAACCCGAAAACGAUCGUGCGGGGACGCUACAGGAGCCGUCAGCCGGAUACGGGGCGCGUCGAGGAAACGGUCUACACGGCGGGACCGCGCGGCUUUCGAGCGCGCGGGCCAAAGAUCCACCGCAAGCAGAGCCUAUCGCAGGUGCAACGCGGCCCAAUCGGCACCCCAGAGGAUCCACUGGCCGACCCGUACGAUGAUCCCAGCUACGAUUUCCAGUUCAAAACACGCAACUACCAACGGCGCGAAGGUUCGGACAGCAAUGGGCGCGUAAACGGGCUCUACACGUACAUCGACGAUGUGGGAGAGAAGCACUCCGUUCGCUACUCGGCCGGCUCGGGCACCGGGUACGAGGUAGCGAACCCUGUCCCGGAUGCACCGAACACGAUCGCGUACGAAAGCCCACUGUACAAGACGCACAAGCAGGUUCGCGGCAAGGUCGCGUUCGAGAGUGGACCGAGCGGUUCGGGACAGUACAAGUUGCUCUCUGUCGGGCCCGAUCAGCGACGGGCAGAGACGACCGGUCCGGACGGUGUGACGCGCGGCUCCUACUCCUAUCUGGACGAUAAGGGUGUGCAGCGAACGGUACAGUAUAUUGCCGGUGCCGGCAUCGGUUACAAGGUGGUCCAGAGCACGGUCGGCGCUGGGACGCACCGGUUACAGCAGCCCAACUUUGGCAUUAGCCACGUGGAGCAGAGUGAAAUUGGUGACAAUAACAAUCCUUCCUAUCAGACGGCUCCCUCGGGACCUGCCAGCGAGCGGCCCGGUACGUCCGGCGCGGGGUACGAUCAUGUCGCUCGUCCGUCCGCCGGUGGGUAUGAUGGUGGUUCGAGUCGUCCGACGGCUCCUGGUGGAUCGUACGAUCCUCCAACGGGACCAUCGGGGGCUGGUAGUAGCUACCCGGACGGACCCAAGCCAGGAAUUCCCGGCUAUCCGGAGAGCAGUCGCCCAACCGGACAAGGAUACGACGAGGAAGACUUUGACAGCAAGCGUCCUACAACGAGCUCUCCAAGCCUCCGUCCACCCACCACCGAUCGGCCAACGGGACCGAGUGAUUCGAGCGAGACGUCUCGUGAAAAAUAUCCCCCCUCCAGCGAUCCUGCCGACCACGAUCUGGGAGGCUAUGGGGAGGACAGCAUCAUUGGACUGCUUCCACCCAAGUACGACUACGAAGCGCAACCGGGAGCCGGGCCAAGCGCGUCCGAUCACGACGAUCACGAUACACCCUCCCUGUCCGGUCCGUUCGAUGUGGCGAUCUCCAGCGGCCCUUCCGGUCCGGCCCCGUACCCAAGCUUCGGUGAAUCGGCUCCGGGCACGAACGCUUACAACUCGAACGACUUUUCCGGCUUCCCGGAGGUAACGUACGAUCAGAAAAAGCUCGAGGAGGAUCGCAAGAAGGAUUGGCGCGAUUUCGCCAAAGACUCGACGAUCAUCAAGAACGUGGGCGAUUGGUAUGUGGGGCUUGCGCCGGGCGCAUCCGUGCGGGCGCAUAUACAGAACAUCGAUCUGCUGCCGUACGGUGGGCGAGCUCCGUCGCCCGGUGAUGCUUUGCGCCGUGACACGCAAGCGCAGGCCAAGUCGGACCGUUCGGGCGGUCGGAAAGCGUACGAUGGGCGAACGCGGCUUAUAAAAACACCCAACCGGAUGAUCAUAGCAAACAGUGCGGUCGGUACAGUGUUUGCGAAGGUGUACAGUGCGCGUCUCAUCACCAUGGCGAGUAAAAAUCCUUCGGUUGCUUGGAUAGUGUGUGUUGUCAUCGCCAGUUUGACAGCGAAAGGAUAUGGCUGGAAUCUUCCUGCCUCGUACUACCAGGGAGCUGGUGGUGCAGGUGCUGGUGGUGGUUACUUUGGAGGUCGUGGCGAAAGCACUCCCAACAAUCAAGGUCUUGACCAAACUGGUGCAAGUGCUGGCUCGUGGAAUGCGGCUGGCGUUGGUGGGGGUUUCCCUAGCCAAGGGCAAACAGGUGCAGGAGCUUCCAGUGGGGUUGAUAGAGCGGCCAGCUUCGGAGGCAGCCAGUGGAGUGCUGGUGGAGAUGGUAGAGGCCUCGGUGGAGGAGUCGCUCCCGGAGGUGUGUCAACUGGCGGCGGUGACCUUGGAGCAGGUGGAACAGGUUUUCAACAAGGAGGAGCAGGUGCGGGAGUAGGAGGCAGUGGUUCUGGAGCUCCCUUAGGUGCAGGUUCUGGAAGUGGGUUCGGAUACAACGGUCAGGCGGGUGGUUUCGGUGGUUCCAACUUUGGUCAGGGUCAGUUUGUACCUCACAGCACCAAUGGAGUUGCAUCUGGUGCCGGUGGCUUUGGUGGAUCUUUUGGAGGAUCUGGGGGCAAAUAUGGACCAAGUGGACAUCAUCACGGCUAUCGCCAUCCCACGACCUACGCCGGACGUCCAAUGACGCACGUGUAUCCGGCCAGUAGCUGGCCCUGGCACGGUGUUGGCUACGUUUAUCGUGUGCCUGUCGCACACAUCAACCCGGACGGUAGCUACGGCUUCUCUUACUACACACCAAACUCAGCGCGGGAUGAAACCGGACACUCCAAUGGCAAUGUAGAAGGAACGUACGGGUUUCAGAACGAUGGUGCCAAGCAUAACUUUUCGUUUAACGCAGCGCCGGAUGUAGAUUUACGUUCAAGCAUCGGUGACACUCGCCUUGGUGGACUCAAUCCCGAUGAGUACGGGCCACAGUCGGUACACUCGCGGGGACGAUUGCCCCUGAUACCGGCAACAUCAUUUGAUGGAGUGGCUGAUGAGCAAACAAGAACAGCAGAUGGGUUGCCAGUGUCUGUAGAACGAUCGCCUGGUGCGAACAGCUGGUCUACUAGAAGUGGCACUGAUGGAGCAGGUUCUGAAGGUGGAUCUGAUGAUAGCUCCCUAUCUGUUGUUGGUUUACCGAAAGCAACGACCGAAGCAGGCGAUGCUUCCCAGCCUACUGCUCGCGAUCAAGUAGUGCGUGGAUCAACGGAACCCAGUGCUAACGAGUUAGAUGGUCGCAGGUUAGGAGGAUUCGACGGAACAGCAACAACCGCACGCCCACUAGGCGCAUCAGUGGAGCAAGUGGGUGCACGUCCAGUAAAUGAAGUUCCCUCGUACAGUAAUGAAAUUGAUCGAAACGGUGUGCAAUACAAUGGUGGAGUUGGCAAUGUUCCAGUUGAUCGAUCGUACCAGUUUGGCUACCAAACACCGGACGCAACGCGGGAAGAAUCGGCCGAUCAAGCGGGCAACGUGCGUGGAUCGUUUUCGUACAACAAUGAGGCAGGUCGUAAUGAUCUUCAGUAUGUGGCCGGAACAGGGAUGGGAUUCCGUCCAACAGGAGGUAGUCUAUCCGUACCGAAUGGUUUACCUAGAGACAAUGGACAACGAUUCGGUCCGGUCACUGGUGCUGGUGGAGCGUUUGGAGUUGACGGAGGCCGCUCUCUUGGGGCUGGAAGUCAAGGAGCUCAAGUCGGUGGUGGAUUAGGCGGUGCCUUCGGUGGAUCUGAUGCAGGAUUUGAUGCAGGUAAUGGAAGAUCUGUAGCUACCGGAGACCAAGGAGCACCACUUGGUGGUACAGCAGGAUCUGGAUUUGGGACGGACGGAAGGCCUUUAGCGUUUGGCAACCAAGGAUCACAGCUUGGUGGUGGAGUAGGUGGAGGAUUUGGAACAGGAGCGGGCAAUGGGUUUGGAGCUGAUGGAAGGCCUCUAGGUUCCGGUAAUGGCGUUGGAGUUGAUGGAAGAGGUUUCGGAUCACAGCCAGGUGGAGGAUUUGGAGCAGGAUCUGGUGCUGGUUUCGGAGCCGAUGGAAGACCAUUAGGCUUUAACAAUCAAGGAACACAGACAAGCUCAGGAACAGGAUCUGGUUUUGGAGUCGAUGGAAGAGCAUUAGGCUUUGGCAAUCAGGGAGCACAGACAAGCACAGGAACAGGAUCUGGUUUUGGAGCCAAUGGAAGACCAUUAGGCUUUGGCAACCAAGGAACACAGACGGUCUCAGGAACAGGAUCUGGUGCUGGUUUUGGAGCCGAUGGAAGACCAUUAGGCUUUGACAACCAGGGAACACAGACCGGUGGUGGUGGAGUUGGUGGUGCGUUCGGAACAGGAUCGGGCUCUGGUUUUGGAGCUGGUGGGUUUGGAAACCAAGGAGCAUCUGUAGGUGCCUUUGGUGCUGACGGAAGACGUUUAGGCUUUGGAAAUCAAGGCACCCAGUUCGGUGCAGGUGGAAAUGGUGCGUCCUUCGGAGGUUCCGAUGGAAGAUCGUUCGGAUUCGGCAACCAAGGUGGACAGGGCUUUGCCACAGCCGAUAGAGGAUUGCAAGCAGCAACUACCCGUAAUCCGGUCACAAGAAGUCCCUCCGCCGGAUCAUUCGAUGGAUCCGGAUUAAGCUCUGCAGAUGAAGGUGAAGAAAGCACUACACUCAACGCUCCAGACGAUUCAGAACAAAGGAACACGUUCGGCGGCUUUGGAGAUGUAUCUCGAGCCGGUCUCUUUACGAACGCAAACCGUCGCUUGGUACAGUGAACUAUGUAAAAACUAAUAAAAAGGCUCUUUGGGAUUGUAUACUUU